GCGUUUUACAAUACUGUAAAUUUCACCACAGCCAGAGUCAUAAAAUAUAAGCGUGGACAAGCCGACUGCCGCAUUAAAAGCAUUCAAGAGUUUUUUUUGUGCACGCUGUCAGACGAGCAAUUACUCGCCUUUCGAUCCAACGCAAGUGGCAGAACGUGAAGCACGCGCUACUCUUGCAAUAUAAGCGACAAAACGACCGGUGAUUUUGUGAUUUGGUUACGGUUGAAAGUUAAUUGGUUGCUUGGUUAGUGUGUGCAGUGAGCGAUAACAAUGACUAAGGAUACGAUUAGCAAGGUGCAGGAGUACAAGGACUCUCUUAUCACGAAGGCGGAGAUCCUAAUUACAAAAGGUUUCCCCGAGAAAAUCGUGGAACUGAAUGAACUUCUCGCUACGCCCAUGUUCAAUGAACGCAACUUUAGCGAGGUUCAUCAGGAUCUGAACAUUCCGGUAAUGACACCCAUAUUGGUCAACAAUCACGAUAGCGGCGGCGCCGGCGAUACCGUCAACGAUUCCCCAGUGCCCAAGCGUGCCCGCAAAGAUGACAACAUUUCCGGCACAGCGGUAUUGGGUAUACCCAGUGGCACGGUGCCGUGCAAUAAGCCGCUCUGUGAAAUGAUCAAGGUGGUGAAGCCCAUCAUACGAAAGCUCGUCGAGGACUCGAACUUGCUUAAAAUGUGGAUUUCAUUUAUGAUACCCAAAAUCGAGGAUGGCAACAAUUUCGGUGUCUCAAUUCAGGAGGAUACGCUGGCCGAGAUCCAGACUGUUGAGUCAGAGGCCGCCGCCUUUUUCGAUCAGAUAUCGAGAUACUUUCUCACCCGUGCCAAGGUUGUCUCGAAGGUGGCCAAGUAUCCGCACAUCGAUGACUACAGGCGCGCCGUUGUCGAGCUGGACGAGAAGGAGUAUCUCAGCCUGUGGCUGGUCGUUUGCGAGGUGCGCAAUCGCUAUUCCUCACUACACGACAUUGUUAUUAAGAAUCUGGAAAAGCUGAAGAAGCCGCGCUCAUCGAACACUGAUAAUCUUUAUUAGAAGAGACGACGCCCAUUUACAAAACAUCUAAGAGCCAAAACAAAAAAAUAAAUAAAACAAACAAAAAAAACAAACAAACAAAAACAAUAAAAGCUGUAAGAAGGUUAGCAUACAUAGCCACAUCCACAUACAUUAGAGAAGUGCUCGAGUAAAGUAAAGCGGAUUUCUGAGAGACAUCAACAAUAUGAUCAAUAUCAGGUAGACACGGUGUGUAAAUGGCGGACAGUUCUUAAGAACAGUUUUAUAAAUUAACGCAUAUUGGCUAUCUAGAUUAUAAUAUAAAUUAAUGUAAUACACAAAAACGAGAGACGAGAGUUCCAAGAAAUAGCUUUAGCUAUAUACACAUACACAUACACUUAUAAAAAAAAAAAGAAGCGCAGUCGCUCUUAAAACACACGACAAAAAGAAAAACAAAACGAAAUUACAAAUUACCCACUUUUUAAAAAUGGUUAAAUGAGGGUCAAAUGUAUAUUUUUGUUGUGAAUAAAACAAAAUUAAAAUCAA
Messenger RNA from Drosophila grimshawi, 1530 nucleotides. RefSeq names its product proteasome activator complex subunit 3 (gene REG). The record is from RefSeq and is a predicted model, not a curated record. Gene Ontology annotation, cellular component: proteasome activator complex; nucleoplasm; cytoplasm. Gene Ontology annotation, molecular function: endopeptidase activator activity. Lineage: Eukaryota; Metazoa; Arthropoda; Insecta; Diptera; Drosophilidae. The coding region runs from base 271 to 1026 and encodes 251 amino acids. Gene Ontology annotation, biological process: positive regulation of endopeptidase activity; regulation of G1/S transition of mitotic cell cycle; regulation of proteasomal protein catabolic process. The transcript has 3 exons.